Molecule: messenger RNA, 1426 nt
Organism: Tarenaya hassleriana
Lineage: Eukaryota; Viridiplantae; Streptophyta; Magnoliopsida; Brassicales; Cleomaceae
Product: pentatricopeptide repeat-containing protein At4g18975, chloroplastic-like
Exons: 9
Coding region: 45-1163 (372 amino acids)
Molecular function (GO): protein binding
Source: RefSeq, a predicted model, not a curated record
UCGAAUUGACCCCGCCGUCUCAUUCUUACUCCUGCUCCAUUUCCAUGGCGAAUUUCAGCUCUCGAAUCCCUAAAACACCCCUGCAACGCGCCGUUACGAGAGCAGACGGAACCCUAACGGCGUCGGUAGUUCAUCUAGCGGUCGCAUGGAAGCCCUUAACGAGAGGGGAAUUCUACAGAGGCCACGAAGUCCAUGGUGAGGCUGGUGAGGCAGGACAGUCUUCGCAUUCAAAUGGGAUAAGUUCCUUUUUCAGAGAGCAAAGUGCGAUAAGCAAUGGUGGAGAACUAACUGGUCUGUUUCAUCAUCUUCUUGGGGCUAGCCGAUCAAACAGACCUGCCUUUUUAAGGGUGCAGUCAAUGAGCUAUCAGUCUGUGGCCGAUGCUCAUGUGUCUGCCAGAAGUGCAGUUAAUACUCAGGACGAGAAAACUGUUGCUGAUUCAUCAAAGACGGAAAAUGUUGAGGCCCCGCGAGAGCAUCAUAAUGGCAAGAGCAUACCCAAGAAGGAUAAAAUAAAGUUUCUUGUGAAUACUCUUCUCGAUAUCAAAGACAGUAAAGAAGCUGUUUAUGGAGCUCUCGAUAGUUGGGUUGCUUGGGAACGUAAUUUUCCAAUCGCUUCUCUCAAGAGAGUGAUAGUUCUUCUCGAGAAGGAACAACAAUGGCAUCGAAUGAUUCAGGUAAUUAAGUGGAUGCUAAGUAAGGGGCAAGGAAAUACAAUGGGAACUUAUGGACAGUUGAUACGGGCACUAGACAUGGAUGGUAGAGCUGAAGAGGCUCAUGGUAUUUGGCAAAAGAAAAUCGGGAGAGAUCUGCACUCAGUGACUUGGCAAUUGUGCGGACAAAUGAUUGCCAUAUAUUUCCGGAACAACAUGUUGGAGGAGCUUGUUAAGCUUUUUAAGGAUCUGGAGAGUUUUGACCGUAAGCCUCGGGAAAAAGCAGUAGUGCAGAGGGUAGCGGACGCUUAUGAAAAGUUAGGCAUGCUUCAUGAAAAAGAUAGAGUAUUGACAAAGUACAACGACCUUCUUAACGGUUCAACAUCGCUCGGUAAAUCAAGAAAAGCUUCUUCUAGGAACAAGACGAAACCAGGGCAUGGAAAACCCGCUGAAUCAACCUCAGAUGAUACCCCAGAGGAAGAAAAAGCUGUCUUGCAAGAACACCAGAGUUAAAAAAGAACUUCUCAGUUACCAUUUGAGAUCUUAGGAGGGAAGAACCCUCCUGUAUGGAUCAAGAACAGAGUUGAAAAGAGAACUUAUCAGUUACCAUUUGAGAUCUUAGUAGCAAAGACUGUAUGGAUCAAGAACAGAGUCUGUAAGAUAUUAACAUGUGCUGGAAAAAGGGUUUUGGAAAAUGUACGAGAUUCUUGUCUGGACACAAAAGGAAUAAGAGACGUGCAAAGAAGAGGCGGAUUCAAGAACACAGUUCUCUGUUU